GGCAGGGCGCCUAACCAUCCUCUUGGCAUCACAAACUUGUUCUCUUGCACCCAUCUCCCAUCUUUGAAAAAUGCGAUGACAGGAGACCACCAUGCAGCGCUUGAUUGCAUCCCUCCUCGGAUGGGUCUGCUUGGGGGUCGUAUCUGCGGCGGCCCUCAUUCCAGGCAAGGCGUUUGAGCGGUUCAUCACCAUCUGGCUGGAGAACCAGGACUACGCCAAAGUCGCUGCGGACCCCAGCAUCGCCGACCUGAAGAGGCACGGCAUUCUGCUGACUCGGUACUAUGCCCACACCCAUCCGAGCCAGCCAAACUACCUUGCUGCCGUGGGCGGGGACUACUUCGGUCUAAACCACGACGACUUCGUGCGCAUCCCCGAGGGCGUCGCAACUGUGGCCGAUUUGUUGGAGUUCAAAAACAUAUCAUGGGCUGGAUACUUUGAAAACCUGCCCGGUCCGGGCUACAUGGGGAAUUAUAGUGACGGGCCAACCGGCAAUGGCACGUGGGAUUACGUCCGGAAACACAACCCGUUUGUGUCGUAUGACAGCAUCACCGCAAAUGGCGAGCGGCUUUUGAACCUGGGGUCCUUCGACGACUUCAGGCGGGCAUUUGCGGCCAAGAAGGUGCCUCAGUUCGUCUUCAUGUCGCCCAACAUGAUGAACGACGGUCACAACACGACCCUUGACUUUGCGACCAAAUGGUCGCACAAGUUCCUCCAGCCGCUUCUGGAUGGGAAGGCCUUCAAUGAGCGGACGCUGAUUGCAUUGACGUACGAUGAGUCGGAGACGUACAGCGAGCCGAACCACAUCGUGACGCUGCUCCUGGGCAGCGCCAUCCCGCGCUCCCUCAGGGGCACGCGGGACGACACCUUCUACACGCAUUACAGCAUCCUGUCGACCGUCGAGGCCAACUGGGGAUUGCACAACCUGGGCAGGUACGAUGUUGGGGCGAACGUCUUUCAGUUCGUGGCGGACCUGGCCGGCUACACGGAGAACAAGGACCCGGAAAAUGCGCUAGCCGUGAACAAUUCGGUUUCGUAUCCCGGCAUGCUGAACGACGACCCCUCGCGGAGGCUGCCGAUCCCGGCGCCAAACAUCCAGCUGAUCGGUGCAGGCGGCCUUCCGGUUUUACCGUCAAUCGAGGCGGCGUGGUCGGGGCCACGCAAGGUGCAAACACCAUACGACGGCAGCGGCAGGGUGUGCGAUGGGGACAGGAGCCCGCCCACUUACAACGCGCCCGCAGCGAAUUCGCCGUAGAUGGUGCUGUCUAGCUUACUCUAGUCUGGGCUCGAAUAUCAUCACAGCAAGAUGCCGCUCCAUCCAACACGCCCCUGCUUGUUCGUG
Molecule: messenger RNA, 1339 nt
Organism: Chaetomium strumarium
Lineage: Eukaryota; Fungi; Ascomycota; Sordariomycetes; Sordariales; Chaetomiaceae
Product: phosphoesterase family-domain-containing protein
Exons: 3
Coding region: 92-1252 (386 amino acids)
Biological process (GO): phospholipid catabolic process
Molecular function (GO): hydrolase activity, acting on ester bonds
Source: RefSeq, a predicted model, not a curated record